Molecule: messenger RNA, 5512 nt
Organism: Corythoichthys intestinalis (scribbled pipefish)
Lineage: Eukaryota; Metazoa; Chordata; Actinopteri; Syngnathiformes; Syngnathidae
Gene: ptk2aa
Product: protein tyrosine kinase 2aa
Exons: 35
Coding region: 863-4288 (1141 amino acids)
Biological process (GO): protein phosphorylation; signal complex assembly
Cellular component (GO): focal adhesion; cytoskeleton
Molecular function (GO): ATP binding; protein tyrosine kinase activity
Source: RefSeq, a predicted model, not a curated record
AUUAACUAAUGUAUUAACUAAUGCAUCAACUAAUGCAUUAACUCAUGUUAAUUCAUAUAUUGAUAAAUGUUAGAUAAGCAAUUAUAUUAAUUAUUGUAAUGUUACUUAAACAUGAGUUAUUGUCUAAAAAUGCAUUAACUUAUGUUAAUUAAGGGACCCUUAUUGUAAAGUGUUACCAAACACUUUUAUAAUUAGACAUUUUUGCUGUGGUUUGGGCUGUUUUGUAUUUUCACUUUUUAGAGUCGCAUUUGACUAAAAAUGGAACAUGAAAGCAAAUAGGAAACACUUGACUUACAAAUGGAUAAAAGUGGGAGGGUUUAUCCAAAUAACGACCUAGUGAUUAGCAUAUUCCUCCUCCUCUCGCCUCUCUCCAAGUCCUCAUUCAACUUUCACCCGUGCCGCAUUUGUCCUCCUUUUCCUCUCAUUCUUCCGCCGGACAAUGGCAGCCUUCCCCGUCGUCCCUGAAUCUCUCGCUUCCGUUGCUCUCUUUCAUUACACACGGCGGUCGCGGAACAAGAGGACGACUUUCCAUUGGCUCCUCGCUAAUUGUGUCUAGCUUGCUCCAAUUGCACGUCUACAGGCCUAAAAAAGUUGGAUUUUUUUGCUGCGAACUAUCGUCGCAAGAGAGAGCAGGUUGGACUUAUCUAAAUUCUCUCCCAAGUGACGGUCACGUCACACUUCCACGGCAACGGUGUAACUAUGGAGCGAAGGCAUGGGACAGGAACAGCCCAGUUACAAACAGCGUGCUUGUAGACAGAAAAGGGGGCCGUCUUGGGGAGCGGAGAAGAGAAUGAGGAUCCCAAGCUAAGGACUCUAAUGUGAAAUGAUCAAAAUUUGCAACUUUUGAAGGAUCUGCUCUGUUAUGCCACUGAAAGCGGCGGAUUUUUCAAUUACAUCCCCCUCGUGCGGGACGAGGUGCAGCGUCAUGCGUGUUUGUGAGGCCACCAGCUGUCUGUCUGUGUUUGGCGGUGACGGACACAGGGAGGGAUUGACAUGUGUUUCCAUGGCAAUGAGCGGCUGCAGCCCCUUUCCCGUGUGUUGGGGCCGAGAAUAUGACAGACACUUAGCGGCGGCGGUGUCAGCAGGGAAAACCAUGGCGACGCCCUACAUGGAUCCCAACCUCAAUCACGCCAUGCUAGACGGCAGCGCCAAGUCGCGACUCAGUGCCGGGGCGUCGGACCGUAUCGUCGGCGGGUCCGUGGACAGGGUCCUGAAGGUUUUCCACCACUUUGAGAUCAACACGGAACUUAGCAGCUGGUCCUCCAACAUCCGAUAUGGAGAUGCCACCGAUGUCCGGGGAAUCAUCCAGAAGAUCCUCGACAUACACAAGGUGCGCUGGACGUCAUGUUUCGGCCUGCGUCUUAGCAGCAGCGGCCAACCAAGAGACCAAGUGCACUGGCUUCAUCCCGACAUGGGCGUGUCGCAUGUCCGCGAGAAAUACGAACAAGCGCACCCCAACGAGGAGUGGAGGUAUGAACUAAGAAUUCGAUACCUCCCGAAAGGCUUCAUGCAGCAGUUUACAGAAGACAAACCUACACUCAGUUACUUUUACCACCAGGUGAAAAAUGACUAUAUGGCACAGAACGGGGAUCAAGUGGAGCAAGAUGUCGCCCUGAAACUGGGAUGCCUGGAGAUAAGGAGGUUCUUUAAAGAGAUGAGGGGAAAUGCCUUGGACAAGAAGUCCAACUAUGAGCUACUAGAGAAGGAUGUCGGGCUGAGGCGCUUUUUCCCCAAAGACCUGCUGGAUUCAGUCAAGGCCAAGACGCUUCGUAAAUUAAUCCAGCAGACCUUCAAGCAGGUGGCCAACCUCAAUGACGAGCAGUGCAUUCUCAAGUUCCUUGAGAUUCUGGCACCCAUUCACCGCUACGACAAGGAAUGCUUCAAAUGCGCUCUGGGGUCAAGUUGGGUCAUCCAGGUGGAGCUUGCGAUUGGGCCUGAGGAAGGCAUCAGCUACCUGACAGACAAGGGGUCUGCGCCCACCCAUCUGGCUAACUUCACACAAAUACAGUCCAUCCAGUACUCAGCAGUUGAGGAAAAGGACAAGAAAGCAACGUUGCAAGUCAAUGUCGCAGGAGCUGCCGAGCCUCUUACUGUCACGACAGCUUCCCUAACCAUGGCUGAGAACUUGGCCGACCUAAUCGAUGGCUACUGUCGGCUCAUCUCCAUGGAAACGCGAUCCUUUAUCGUCAGAGUUCAGAAAGAGGGCGAGAGAGCACUUCCAUCUCUUCCAAAGUUGUCUAAUAAUGAGAAGAGAUUGGAAGCGGUCAAGAGUGGAGUGAGAACAAUCUCCGUCUCCGACCCGGUGCCGUCCUCUCCUCCCAAGCCGGCAAAGGCGCGACGUUUUCUCCUCCCCUUUGUCUUCUGUUCUGAUUCGCCACCCAAUGAAGAUCUUAGCGGGGAUGAGACCGAUGACUACGCCGAAAUAGUUGACGAAGAGGACACGUACACCAUGCCCUCCAUGACCUAUGGAAUAGUGGAAGCGCGGGACUACGAGAUCCAGAGGGACAGGAUUGAGCUCGGUCGCUGCAUAGGAGAGGGUCAGUUUGGAGAUGUGCACCAAGGAGUCUACAACAUCCCGGACAAGCAAGCUUUGGCUGUCGCCAUUAAGACGUGCAAGAACUGCACGUCAGACAGCGUCCGGGAAAAGUUCCUGCAAGAAGCAUUGACCAUGCGGCAGUUUGACCACCCUCACAUCGUCAAGCUGAUCGGUGUCAUCACAGAGAAUCCAGUGUGGAUCAUUAUGGAGUUGUGCACGCUAGGAGAGCUCCGUUCCUUCCUCCAGGUGAGGAAGUACAGCCUGGACUUGGCCACGCUCAUCCUGUUCGCAUACCAACUAAGCAUGGCGCUGGCGUAUCUGGAGAGCAAGCGAUUCGUGCACAGGGACAUCGCAGCACGUAACGUGUUGGUGUCUUCUAUCGACUGCGUGAUGCUGGGGGACUUCGGUUUGUCCCGCUACAUGGAGGACAGCUCUUACUACAAAGCCUCUAAAGGCAAACUUCCUAUCAAGUGGAUGGCACCAGAGUCGAUCAACUUCAGAAGAUUCACCUCCGCUAGUGAUGUCUGGAUGUUUGGCGUGUGCAUGUGGGAGAUCCUGAUGUACGGCAUCAAGCCCUUUCAAGGUGUGAAGAACAAUGAUGUGAUCGGUCGCAUAGAGAACGGCGAACGGCUGGCUAUGCCGCCGCAGUGCCCACCAACACUUUACAGCCUAAUGACCAAGUGCUGGUCGUACGACCCCAGCAAGCGGCCGCGGUUCACUGAACUCAAAACGCAGCUCAGCACCAUACUGGAGGAAGAGAAGCUCCAGCAAGAGGAAAGACUGCGGAUGGAGAUGAGAAGACAGGUCACAGUGUCGUGGGAUUCUGGAGGUUCUGAUGAGGCGCCGCCAAAACCGAGUCGACCAGGUUACCCCAGCCCUCGUUCCAGUGACGGCUACUUCUCUAGUCCGCAACAUAACCACUACCAGCCUACAGCGCAUGGCGGCUUCCCUACGACUGACUCCUGGAACCAGCACAGGCCGGAACAUACAGCAAUGUGGAGCUCCAACAUGGAGGACCCGGGAUGUACGGGCCAGGCUCUCAUGGAGGAGAGGCUGAUGAUGCAGCAACAGCAGAUGGAAGACGACCAGCGCUGGUUGGAGCAGGAGGAGAUCUUCAUGAAGACCGAGCCCAGAAACAGCCGAGGGAGCAUCGAAAGAGAAGACGGGACUCUCCAAGCGCCGGGUGGAAGCCAGCACAUAUAUCAGCCUGUGGGCAAACCAGAACACGUGGCUCCACCAAAGAAGCCCCCCCGCCCUGGCGCCCCCAUUCACCCUGGCCCCGUGGACAGCUACAACGAAGGUGUUAAGUUACAGCCCCAGGAGAUUAGCCCGCCCCCCACAGCCAACUUGGACCGCUCCAACGACAAAGUGUACGAAAACGUGACGGCGCUGGUGAAAUCCGUCAUCGAGAUGUCAAACCGGAUCCAGCCGGCGGCGCCUGAGGAGUACGUGCCCAUGGUUAAGGAAGUGGGUUUGGCGCUUAGGACUUUGCUGGCCACAGUGGAUGAGACCAUCCCGGUGCUUCCCGCCAGCACCCACAGAGAGAUCGAGAUGGCGCAAAAACUUCUCAAUUCUGAUUUGGCCGAGCUAAUCGCCAAGAUGAAGCUGGCGCAGCAGUAUGUCAUGACCAGUUUGCAGAAGGACUACAAAAAGCAGAUGCUCAUGGCGGCGCACGCCCUGGCCGUGGACGCCAAGAACCUGCUGGAUGUCAUCGACCAGGCUCGCCUCAAGAUGAUCACGCGGCCGCCUUAGCUGGACGUUGGUGGCCAGGGAGAGCGACUCAAAUGGUGGACAACGCACACUACAGCCACCAUGAUCUGGUGUCCUCGUGGAUUUUUUUAUGAUAAAAAAACACUCUCGCCACAUAUUUUUUAGUAAUACAGUACAUUUGUUAAAAGUAGCCAUUUUAAAAAAUAAUUUCGAAGGAGUUGUUCCACACGUGACGAAACGGACAGCAGAAUCGGUGGUGUUUGAACAUGCUUUUGAUAUAAUAUAUUUACAGUUUAUACAUAUGUAAUUUUCCCAGCCUUGGCUUUUACUGGAUGUUUUUUUUUUGUCAGUUCUCAUCCUUUAGCUUUAAGAAUCAAACGUGGGGAACAUUUUUUCCCACCCAUAUAAGGGGCCAGUUUCCCCAAAUGUAUGAAAAAUAUGAGCAUUUGCAGGUUAAAUGUUUUUAAAUGUGUAUAACAGCUCCUCUGAGAUUUGAUGCGAUUUUUCAAGUUGCAUGGCGAGCCGACAAUGGAGACACGUGCCACAGGUUCAGCAGUAAGUACACCACAGGCCACUUUUGAAAGAUAUAUGACUUUUUCCUAUUUUAACCUCUCUGACAAAUGGCUUGUUGGAUACAAGCAAAGGAGAGCAUGGAUGCUUACAAAUAACUUUGAAGACUUUCUUUUUAAAAAUACAUAUAUACAUACAGAAAAUGAAGUCAUACGGGGUUGCCUGUUUAUUUUUUACACUACAAAUCAAUUUGGCAACUUUACAGACUCGAAUCAAAUACUGUGAAUGGAUUAAAGAGCGACAUCCUUAUUUAUUAGGUGAAUGGCAACUGCAGUUGGACGCUAUGGUCAGCCGGUUUGAACCUGAUAAAUUUCCAACAUGGUCCCCUUUUUCACAAUUUUUGUUUUUCCAGCACUUUUCUCAGGAAAUACAUCAUGUAAAGUUGCAAAUAAAAAGACACUGUUAGCAUUGCAAACAGGCUAUUUAUUGGACGCACGGAGAUGUUUCGAACCAGCGGCCGUUCACGUGUGUGGCGAAUGUGAUUAACACUACAAUGUUGUUUAUAAAGAAAUAUGAUAUGAAAAAUGCAGAAAUAGCUGGAUAAAAGAAUUACUUGUUUCCGCCCGGUUUCGAACCGGGGACCUUUCGCGUGUGAGGCGAACGUGAUAACCACUACACUACGGAAACUGAUGAGUUUCAGCAUGACAUUGACAAGAAUUUUCAAAAAAGAAAUAAAAUAUGACAGCAAUAGCUACA